Molecule: messenger RNA, 2064 nt
Organism: Symbiodinium sp. CCMP2456
Lineage: Eukaryota; Dinophyceae; Suessiales; Symbiodiniaceae
Source: the annotation of a GenBank genome assembly
AUGGCAACAUCGGACACCGCCAAAGGUGGCGCCAGCCCGGAGGAAUCCGCCGGGCUACUGCGCCGGCUUUGGUUCGGAUGGGCGCUGCCUUUUUCCCGACAGGCGUCUCGGGACAUCUCGCGGCAGGACUUCUCGCUGAUGUCGUUGCCGGCAUUCCCACGCGCCGAGUCUUCCGAAUCGGCUGCUGAGAAGCUUGCGGAGCAGUUGGCACAUGAAAUAACACGACAGGACCGGAAGCCUUCCCUGCAGAGAGCACUCUUCCAGUGCUGGAAGAAGGUAUUCCUACUGGAGUUUGUAAGGGCCCUGCUCGCUGCAUGUUGCUUCUUGCUUGCGCCCUUCUUGCUGCGCCAGACGGUGAACUCCCUGCGACAGGGGCUGUGGCUUGAGGCAUUUGGGUACCUCUCGGCCAUCGCCGCCUCAGGCAUGGUCGGUGGGCUCCUUCAGCAACACGGCUUCCAUGGCUUCUCUCACUGGGGGAGGCAGAUGUGGGCUGCCUUAGUCGGCAAUAUUUUCACGAAGAUGGCGAGCAUCGAUGCCGGUGCUUUCACGUCUCAAUUUAGCGAAGGUCAGGUGAUAUCCAUGAUUGGACAGGAUGCAAGCAUUUUCCCUUACAUGGGGCCCUUUCUUUGCAUCUUCUUGGUGAUGCCCUGCAACAUCUUGGUGCCAUCAGCCAUUCUUCUCUACUAUCUUCGGGAAGCCUUUCUAGUAGGCUUUGCAUCCUGUGUGCUUGUAUCGGUAUUGAGUAGCUGGGCAGCGGUGGCCUACAAGCGGAACGUCAAAGCUAAGCUUACGGUGGCAGACUCGCGGCUCGUCCUCGUGAACGAGACCCUCCAGGGGGCACGAUCGAUCAAGUACUGCGCCUGGGAGGGCGCCCUGGAGGCGAAGAUCAAGCGAGUGCGAGAUGAGGAGGUGCGGCUUCUGUCGUGGAUUCACCUGUGCUACGCCUUGCAGCAGGGUGCCAUGGCGGCUUUGCCCGUGAUUGGGAUCACGGCCUCCUUGCUGACACACGUGGCUCUGGGCCGUACCUUAGAGGCCGACAUCGUUUCGAUGACUGUGGCCUACUUCGACCCGCUUUCCUUCGGUUUCAUGCUCUGGCCAAACUGCCGGAUGCAGUUGCAGACAAUGAGCGCGGGCAUCACCCGGGUGGAGCGGUUGCUGCUAGUCCCGGAGAUCGCCACCACCCUAGCAUCUCCGGAGGGGGCCAAGGAGGGAAUCUGCCUGGAGCACGCCAGCUUCUCAUGGAAUGGCGAGAGGCUGCAUCUCCAAGAGAUCAGCCUCAGAGUCCGUCCCAAAGAGUUGGUGAUGGCCGUCGGCCCCGUGGCGUCCGGGAAGUCGACGCUGGUUUCCGGUAUCUUCGGCUUGGUGCGGCAAGUUGCAGAAGCCGGCGAGGUCCGAAUUCUGGGCCAGCCUGCCUAUGUGCCUCAGAAUCCGCAAGUUUUGAAUGCCUCCGUGCGGGACAACAUCCUCUUCGGCCUCCCCCUGAAUGAAGAGAGGUAUGAGGAAGCAAUCACUGCAUGUUGCCUGGAGCAGGACUUGGACCAGUUUGUGGAAGGGGAUGCGACGGAGAUUGGCGAGAAGGGCAUCACGAUCAGCGGUGGCCAAAGGGCUCGCAUUGCUCUGGCGCGGGCAUAUUAUGCUGACGCGGAUGUAGUGAUCUUAGACGAUCCACUAUCUGCGAUGGAUGCGCACAUUGGAGCAAGCGUUUUCUCCCGCUGUAUUCUGGCCCUGCGUGCACAAGGCAAGGCCAUCUUGAUGACCACAAAUCAGCUUCAACUUUGUUCCUCUGCGGACAGGAUCCUCAUUUUAGAAGCAGGCCGUCAAGUUCGCCAGGGUAGCUUCCAAGAGACUGCCCCUGAGCUGGGUGCUGCAAGCAGCUCAGUCGCGGUGCCGUCCGAAGGACCACAGAAGAGAUCGACCAACGAGGAAAAAGAUAUCGGCGCUGGCAUCAGUCGACCGCAGGUUCUCCGACCAACGGCGGCCUCGGGGAAGAGUGGGAUGAAAGCCGAGGGGAUGCUGCAGGGCCGCUUGGGGGUGCGGGAGUGGUUGAACGUGGCCCAAGGAGGU